This is a messenger RNA of Sapajus apella (tufted capuchin), 799 nucleotides long. RefSeq names its product heterogeneous nuclear ribonucleoprotein D0-like. The transcript has a single exon. The record is from RefSeq and is a predicted model, not a curated record. Lineage: Eukaryota; Metazoa; Chordata; Mammalia; Primates; Cebidae. Bases 105 to 704 code for a protein of 199 amino acids. Gene Ontology annotation, biological process: regulation of gene expression. Gene Ontology annotation, molecular function: RNA binding. Gene Ontology annotation, cellular component: nucleoplasm.
CGGCGGCUGGGUGCAAAGUUGAGAGUAGUUCCUAGUCUGAGCCUUUCCGUCACUCUCCAGCAUCACCAGUACCACGGACUCCACCCUGCCGCGGCCCCUCAGCGAUGAGGUGCAGCUGCCACUCGACCAGCCAUUCAAACUCCUCCCCACGACACACUGAAGCAGCGACGGCACAGCGGGAAGAAUGGAAAAUGUUUAUAGGAGGCCCUGGCUGGGACACUACAAAGAAAGAUCUGAAGGACUACUUUUCCAAAUUUGGUGAAAUUGUAGACUGCACUCUGAAGUUAGAUCCUAUCACAGGGCGAUCAAGAGGUUUUGGCUUUGUGCUAUUUAAAGAAUCGGAGAGUGUAGAUAAGGUUAUGGAUCAAAAAGAACAUAAAUUGAAUGGGAAGGUGAUUGAUCCUAAAAGGGCCAAAGCCAUGAAAACAAAAGAGCCGGUUAAAAAAAUUUUUGUUGGUGGCCUUUCUCCAGAUACAACUGAAGAGAAAAUAAGGGAGUCCUUUGGUGGUUUUGGUGAGGUAGAAUCCACAGAGCUCCUCAUGGACAAGAAGACCAAUAAGAGGCGUGGCUUCUGCUUUAUUACCUUUAAGGAAGAGGAACUGGUGAAGAAGAUAAUGGAAAAGAAAUAUCACAAUGUUGGUCAUAGGAAAUGUGAGAUAAAAGUAUCUAUGUCGAAGGAACAAUAUCAGCACCAGCAACAGUGAGGAUCUAGAGGAGGAUUUGCAGGAAGAGCUCGUGGAAGUGUUGGUGACCAGCAGAGUGGUUAUGGGAAGGUAUCCAGGUGAGGUGGUCAUCAAAA